ACCAUCCUUCACGACGUUUGGCUCUGAAAUUACGUACCAAUUCAUCAUUUCCGACAUCUCCUACCCCGUUGAUAUGCAAAGCCAAAGGGUCUAAGACCCAUCACGCAAGUACUAGAUUAGGGAAAGAAGAAGUACAAGAUUAAAUAACACAGCAAAUCAGAAUACUGAAACAUUUCCUGAAAAUCAGGCUGAACAAUAUAUCAGGUUGAAGAAAGACAAAGACGGUUUUGUUGUAAGAUAUAUAGAUGAUACAAUUGGAAAAGGGGUGUUUGCUGAAAGAUCUUUUAGCAAAGGUGAAUUUCUUUUGGAAUAUGAUGGGGAUCUUGUUUCGAACAAAGAGGGAACUAGGAGAUUGGAGGAACACAGCAAUACCUUUGGCUGCUAUGUGUUUUUUUUCAAGUAUGGAGGCAAAAGUUUAAGCAUAGAUGCUACUUUUUCUAAACAAAUGGGAAGGUUUGUUAAUGAUGGAGUUGGAGCAGAUGAGAAUGCUUUAAUGAAAAGAAUUGUUGUGGAUGGGAGCCCACAUUUAGUUUUAUUUGCCAGAAGGGAUAUAUAUAUAGGAGAUGAAAUCAGAUAUGACUAUGGUGAUGUUAGUCGAAACCUCCCAUGGAGAAAGAGACCACUAACAGAUGAAAAAAAAAAUACGACAUUGAAAGAAUGUUGUGUUUCAAUAAGAAGACUGGAGAUUAAAGAUGAUAGUCAUAAAGUGGCAUGCAAUAGAGAGGCAUAUUCUGACAGUGAUAGUGAUAUUGAGAACUUGACAAGGAAACAUAGAGUUUUGAAACUACCAUCUGAUGAUGAAGAUGAGGAGAAACAAGAAUUAGACCUAAGUAAUGAGAAUAAACAAGUAUUGAAUCAACCACCAGAAGAUGAGGAAGUUGGUAGUAAUAUUGGGGUUAGAGAAGUUUUGAUACAACCAUUAGAAGAUGAGGAAGAGGGCAGUAAUAUUGAGGUUGAAGAAGAAAAAUCUGAAGGGGAAACUGAAAAGCUAUUUGUAUGUGCCCUAUGUGAUAAAAAACUAAGAAGUAGAGAAUCAUUUCUGAGCCAUAUGGGUGUGCAUUUCACUGAUAAUGUAAAGAGAAUGCUACCCAAAUCAAAUGAUACUACAGAACACAUACCUGCUCAAAUUGAAAUGAAUAGUCAAGAGACAGCCAGUUGCAGUGAAGGACCAAAAAAGGAUAGAGGCCCACCACUUAAAUCCUCUAUGGUUGGUUUAGAUGCAGGAGAUGCCAGUCAAAAUGAAAGUUACAGUAAAGAUGGAGAUAAUAUUGAAAGAAUAUCACCUGCAUUCAAUGAUACUUCAAUACGCAUACCUGCACAAAAUAAGAUGAAUUGUCAGGAGACAGCCAGUUGCAGUGAAGGACCAAAGAAAGCUAGAGGCAGACCAGUGAAAUCAUCUACUGGAGAAAAAAGCAAAUCAACAAGGUCAAAACCUUACAGACCCUGCCCUUUCUGUGGUCUCCUUAUGGCUAGAUUGUCCAAUCACAUCCUUCGCAAACACAAAGAUAUUCCUGAGGUCAAAGUUUUAAAAAGGCUGCCCCAUCAAGAUCAAGUAAAGCAAAUGGCUAACCUGAGGAAAGAAGGUAUUUGGAAAGCUAAUUUAGACCAGGUGAAAAAAAUGGAGGAUGAAGGAUCUCAAGCAGAAGUAAAAUAUUUUAAAGAGAGGGAGCAUGGAGCAGGUCAACUUGCUUACUGUUCUUUAUGUAAAGGUUUUUUAACAAAGUCUUACUAUAAGAGACACAGAUCCACAUGCACUGCAGUUGAAUCUACAACAACUACAGCGAAAGCCUUAGAUCCAGUGCAUAUUGCAUCUCCAAAGUUUACUUCUUCAUUUAACUUUGAUGUUCUAGCAAAAUUCCAUAAUUCUGAGGUAGGAAAUUUAUGUAGAACAGACAAUCUUAUAACAUCAUUUGGGCUGCAGAUGUAUAGAAAUGUGGAGGCUAAGAAAAGUAAAAAAGAAGAAAAAAGAAAAUCAGUUAUGUCAGAUAUGAGGAGACUGGCACAUUUAUUGUUAGAAUUUAGAAAACAAUGUGAGAUAAAUGGUGAUGCUGAGGCUAAAUCAGCUGUAAACAUGUUUGACAGAGGCAAUUUUCAUUCGUUGGAGUCAUCCAUUUUAGCCCUAACAAUAAAUGAAGAAACUGGGCACACAAAAGCAGGGCUAAAAAUCGGAUAUGGCUAUCUCAUAAAGAGAGUUAUCAAAUAUCUCACUGGAGAAUUUCUCAUCCAAAAAAAAGAUGCUGAAGUUGAUGAGAUUAAGCGCUUCGGAGAUCUAUUGGAAUUUUGCUGGCCAGGUAUAUUUGGGGAUGCAGAAUAUAAAAUAACUGUACUAAGACAGAAAGAAUUGAGGAUGCCAUCUCGCCUUCCAGAUGAGGAUGAUGUUAAGAUGUUGAAAGAAUGGCUGGAAAAUAAAAUUAAAGACAUUAAAACGAAAUUCCAAUUUAUAACUUCUAAUGAAUAUGCUGAGAUUAGAGAUUUACUUGUAUGCAGAUUAACACUAUUUAAUGCUCGAAGAGGAGGCGAACCUGCUAGGCUUUUACUAUCAGAAUGGGAUGAUGCAGAAAAUGGGGUCUGGUUUUCGCAAGAUUCAGUGGAAAAGGUGGAGGACCCCAUUGAGCAAAAAUUAUUAUGUGAAUUAAAGAUUGCAUACCAAGCAGGAAAAAGAAAGCUUGUGUCACUGUUAAUACCCCAGGAUUGUUGGGAUGCCAUUAGAAUCCUUGCAGAUGAAAAAGUUCGAGAUGAUGCCGGCAUUGGGAAAGGAAAUAAAUUUUUAUUUCCCACAACUGCUGGUAAAGAUGAACAUGUAAUUGGAUGGAGUUGUGUAAAAAAAUGUUGCAAAAAAGCCAGACUUAGCAAGGACAUCACUGCUACUGAUAUGCGACACAGGGCUGCAACUUUAUAUGCUGCAAUGGACAUCCCAGAAAAAGAGCGCCGAUUAUUUUAUUUACACAUGGGGCACAGUGCAGACAUGAAUAGAGAUGUAUACCAGUGCCCUGAAUCCGUGAGGAUAACAACAUCUGUUGGGAAAGCUCUUCAAUGUUUAGACAGGGCAGGAAACAUGAAAGCUUCCUCAUCAAAAGUUGCAGAGACUGGUCCAAAAAAUCCAGAAAUUACCUUCUCUCUUAAAGACUUUUUGAAUGAACUGGUGGAUGAUAAUGUUGCAGUAAGGGCAAUAUCAGGAAAAGGAUUGAUAGAGGAAGAUGAAGUAGAACAAAGACCAGAAAAAAUAAGAGCUGCAAGCUGCAUGAAAGAUCUGAUGCUACAAGAUGCAGCAAAAGAAUACUUCACAGAUGAUGCUUGGCUGGCAGCUGAAUCAGUUUUUGAUUUACUUCCAGACUGUAGUGAUGAUGAAUCUGAGAGAUCCCACAUGAUUUUAAAUACAACAGAUGUAAGUGAUAUAAGAGAUUGUGAAGAUGAACCAUGUUCUUCAAAUGAUUCUAUGAUAUCUGGUGAUACAGAGGAGCAAGUAGAAAGAAGAACAAACAAAAGGAAAAGUUCAACAUAUGAUGAUAACAAGGCUACAAAACUUCAGAAAGUUCCAACUGAACCUGAGGCAGAAAAAGGGAAAAGUUCAACAUAUGAUGAUAACAAGGCUGCAAAACUUCAGAAAGUUCCAACUAAACCUGAGGCAGAAAAAGGAACAAAAAGAAAAUAUAAAUUAUGGACUGAAGAGAAUACUAAAGUAGUGGAUGUUUAUUUUAAGAGAUACAUUACAGAUACAUCUAGCUUGGACAACAAAGGGUCAUUGCCAGGAUCAAAAGAUGUAAGAGAGUUUCUUCAGAAGCAUCCAAUCCUUCAAGAUAUUGAAAUUAAAAAAAGGAUAACAGCCAUCAAGACAAAAAUCUUCAAUGAUAGAAAAGUUUACAGAGAAAAAAUUUCAAAGAAACUUAAGAAAACCCUCCAAAGUAUGUGAGCAUUCUGAAUAUCAUGCAUUCCAUAUAAUAGAUUGACUUGUAAUAGGCCUCUUAAUCUGUAAUCAUCCUCAUCUCUCCACCAACAGCCAGUAUCAUGUAAACUUAAUCUGCGUCAUCAUCUCUCCACCAACAGCCAGUCUUAUGUAAACUGAAUCGGCAUCAACAUCUCUCCACCAACAGCUAGUCUUAUGUAAACUGAAUCGGCAUCAUCAUCUAUCUACCAACAGUCAGUCUUAUGUUAACUGAAUCGGCAUUCUCAUCUCUCCACCAACAGCCAGUCUUAUGUUAACUGAAUCGGCAUCAACAUCUCUCCACCAACAGCUAGUCUUAUGUUAACUGAAACAGCAUCAACAUCUCUCCACCAACAGCCAGUCUUAUGUAAACUGAAACAGCAUCCUCAUCUCUCCACCAACAGCCAGUCUUAUGUAAACUGAAUCGGCAUCAACAUCUCUCCACCAAAAGCCAGUCUUAUGUAAACUGAAUCGACAUCAACAUCUCUCCUCCAACAGCCAGUCUUAUGUAAACUGAAACAGCAUCCUCAUCUCUCCACCAACAGCCAGUCUUAUGUAAACUGAAUCGGCAUCAUCAUCUCUCCACCAACAGCCAGUCUUAUGUAAACUGAAUCAGCAUCAUCAUCUAUCCACCAAAAGCCAGUCUUAUGUCAACUGAAUCGGCAUCAACAUCUCUCUACCAACAGUCAGUCUUAUGUAAACUGAAACAGCAUCCUCAUCUCUCUACCAACAGUCAGUCUCAUGUAAACUGAAUCAACAUCAAAAUCUAUCCACCAACAGCCAGUCUUAUGUAAACUGAAUCAUCAUCAACAUCUCUCGAACAACAGCCAGUCUCAUGUAAACUGAAUCAGCAUCAUCAUCUCUCUACCAACAGUCAGUCUUAUGUAAACUGAAUGGACAUCAACAUCUCUCCACCAACAGCCAGUCUUAUGUAAACUGAAUCGCCAUCAACAUCUCUCUACCAACAGCCAGUCUCAUGUAAACUGAAUCAGCAUCAUCAUCUCUCUACCAACAGUCAGUCUUAUGUAAACUGAAUCGACAUCAACAUCUCUCUACCAACAGUCAGUCUUAUGUAAACUGAAUUGGCAUCAACAUCUCUCCACCAACAGCCAGUCUCAUGUAAACUGAAUCAGCAUCAUCAUCUCUCCACCAACAGUCAGUCUCAUGUAAACUGAAUCAGCAUCAUCAUCUCUCUACCAACAGCCAGUCUCAUGUAAACUGAAUCGACAUCAACAUCUCUCCACCAACAGCCAGUCUCAUGUAAACUGAAUCGACAUCAACAUCUCUCCACCAACAGUCAGUCUCAUGUUAACUGAAUCAGCUUUCUCAUCUCCUCACCAACAGCCAGUCUUAUGUAAACUGAAUCAUCAUCAACAUCUCUCCACCAACAGUCAGUCUUAUGUAAACUGAAUCAGCAUCAACAUCUCUCCACCAACAGUCAGUCUUAUGUUAACUGAAUCAGCA
Messenger RNA from Mytilus trossulus (common blue mussel), 5386 nucleotides. RefSeq lists its product as uncharacterized. Gene Ontology annotation, molecular function: protein binding; DNA binding. Gene Ontology annotation, biological process: DNA integration; DNA recombination. Bases 446 to 3910 code for a protein of 1154 amino acids. The transcript has 23 exons. Lineage: Eukaryota; Metazoa; Mollusca; Bivalvia; Mytilida; Mytilidae. The record is from RefSeq and is a predicted model, not a curated record.